Molecule: messenger RNA, 1556 nt
Organism: Paramecium sonneborni
Lineage: Eukaryota; Ciliophora; Oligohymenophorea; Peniculida; Parameciidae
Source: the annotation of a GenBank genome assembly
AUGGAUAUUCAAUACAAAUCUGCUUCACCCUUUGUAUUGUUGGUUAUCAAUGCUGUGUUAGGUUCUUUAUUUUUUGGGUACGCAAUUUCCUAUCUAAAUUCAGCUUCAAAUUUUUACCCCAUUUAUUAUCACAUUACUACUUAUGACUCAUCUACUUAAAAUUUGCUUGAAGCUUUAGUUCAAGGUAUCAUAAUCUAAAACAUCCUUUUUUAGCUAUUUUUACUUUAUCAGCUGGAAUUGGGGCUUUACUUUCAGGAAACUUAUUACAAUUAUUUAGUUAAAGAAAGUCUUUUAUGAUUACUGACUUAAUUGGAAUUAUUGGUGUAGUACUAGAAAUAAUAUCCAAUAUUUAUUCAUUCUUUUUUGCUCGAAUUCUUAUAGGCCUUUGUGUAGGACUAAAUUCUUCGCUAAUUCCAUAAUAUAUUAAAGAGUUUUCACCAAGUAGAUUAUCUGGAUCAUUAGGUGCACUCAACUAAUUAACAAUUAAUAUUGGAAUUUUGAUAGGACUUAUUUCUGCUUUGUAAAUAAUUUUAUAAUUUUUUAGUUUUUAUUAAAAUGAUCCAAAUAGAAAAAAAUCUAAUGAUUAUGUUUUUAGAUUAUUCUUAGAAAUUCCUCUUAUUUUUUGUGUUAUUAGAACUUUAUUAUUGAUAUUUGUGUUUAAAAAUGAACCACCUUCUUAUUAUGUUUAAAAAAAUGAUUUGAAUAAGGUAUAAAAUUAAAUAAUUUAGGCAAAAUAAAUAGUGGAAUAUUAUUAUUAAGAAGAAAAAGUUGAAUAGAUUUUAGAGAACAUAAAAUUAGUAGUAGAAUAAAAGAGAUUAUAAAAUGAAAAAUAUAAAGAUCUCUUCAUGAACUAUAGUUAAAGAAAACGAUUAUUGAUUGGAUGUGGACUUUAAGUUUUAUAGCAAUUUUCAGGAAUAAAUGCAAUAAUGUUUUUUUCUACAAUUAUAUUUUCAUCUGUAAUAAUUAAAUAUAAAAAUUUAGAUAUUGAAAGAUAAUGAAACAAGAAUCGAUUGGGCAAAUGUUACAGUUGGUUUGAUCAAUAUAAUUUUUGGUUUUAUUGCAAUCAGUUUACUUUAAAAGUUUGGAAGAAGACCUCUUUUGUUAUAUGGAACAAUAGCUUGCACAAUAUUCUUGGCAAUAGCGUUUGGUUUUUCAUUUUAAACAGAUCCAAAUUCAACAGUGGAAAUAUUGAGUGUUUUAGCAAUAUUUGGAUAUCUUGGUGCAUUUUAAUUAUCAUUGGGACCUGUUGCAUGGGUAAUGAUGUAAUAAAUAUUAUUAAGAUUUAUGAUGCUGAUAUCUUAUCUGAAAAAGGAAUGUCUUUAGCAGUACUUUUUAAUUGGAUUAGUUGUACAAUAAUAGCAUUUACAUUUGUAAUUCUAGAUAUAAAUAAUAAUCCAGGCAGAUUAUCAAUAGUUUUUGGUUUCUUUACUGGAUGUUGUGUUUUAGGUGUGUUUUUUAUAUUAAAAUUCGUUUAAGAAACAAAAGAUAGAUCCUAAUCAACUAUCAAUAUUUUUUUUUAAUUAACUGUAGUUAAAAAAGAAGUUUUGUUAGAUUGA